Aspergillus pseudonomiae is the source of this 1728-nucleotide messenger RNA. RefSeq lists its product as uncharacterized. Lineage: Eukaryota; Fungi; Ascomycota; Eurotiomycetes; Eurotiales; Aspergillaceae. The transcript is spliced from 5 exons. The coding region runs from base 1 to 1728 and encodes 575 amino acids. Gene Ontology annotation, biological process: fatty acid metabolic process. Gene Ontology annotation, molecular function: medium-chain fatty acid-CoA ligase activity. The record is from RefSeq and is a predicted model, not a curated record.
AUGGCUGCCCAGCUAUCGCUCGUCCACGGCCCGAAAGAGCCCGAGCUCCUGAUAAAUACAACUUUAUGCGAUCUCAUUCACGAACAGGCGGGUCGCUACGGUGAUCGUGCGGCCGUGAUUGUCCCCUGGCAAUCCGUCCGACUGUCCUAUCGCGAUCUUGCGACUCGAAGUAAAGCGGUAGCAAAGGCACUAUUAGAGACGGGUCUCCAACACGGGGAUGGCAUAGGGAUCAUGGAUGGGAACAGCUCCGAAUACGUGGAGGUCUUCAUGGGGGCAGCACGAAUUGGGUGUCCGGUUGUCGUACUGAACAAUACGUACACCCCGGAGGAGUUGAAGAACGCUGUACACCGAAGCUGUUGCACGCUGGUCUUCAUUGCACCUAGUAUCGGAUCUCGAAGCCUAGCUGGCCAUAUCGGGGUUCUCCGUGGUCAUCAAGACCGCAACCCAGAGCUCCCAAAGCUUCGAGGGGUGGUUUGCUUGAGGGGGGAUGUUGGCGGUGCGCGAGGUGUCAUGUUAGAGUCAUAUGCACAAUUCACGGUGAGGGGCAGUACAGUGCACGAGGGAGAUGCGCUGCUUGCACAAGCAGAGCGGGGCCUUGCACCGGAAGAUGUGCUGAACUUGCAGUUCACAUCCGGUACGACUGGCUCUCCAAAAGCCGCUAUGUUAACCAACAUCAACAUCAUCAACAAUGCACGUUUCGUCGGCAACGCCAUGCGCCUCACCCCGCAGGAUGUCAUCUGUUGUGGCCCGCCUCUAUUCCACUGUUUUGGCCUUGUAAUGGGUCUGCUAGCCUCGUUCUGCCACGGAAGCUCUAUCCUCUUCCCUUCCGAUCAUUUCCGCGCCAGCAGCAUUGUGGAUGCCGUCAUGAGCGAGGACGCCACGGUAAUCCUAGGAGUGCCUACGAUGUUUCUAGCAGAAUUGGAGGUCAUUGCAAAAACAGGACAGCGACCACGACGCCUCAGGACGGGGCUCGCAUCGGGAUCAGCAGUGUCCCAGAACCUGAUGCACCAGCUGCGUGAGCUGAUGGGGUGCGAUAAGAUGCUGAUUGCCUAUGGAAUGACAGAGACAAGCCCGGUGAAUUUUAUUACAUCGUUGGAUGACCCGGAGGAGAGGCGGACAGCCACUAUUGGGAGGGUGAUGCCUCAUACCGCGGUGAAAGUAAUUGACCAGAACGGCAGGAUUGUGCCCCGGGGUCAGAGAGGUGAGCUGUGCGUCAGCGGCUACGCGUUGCAGAAAGGAUAUUUUCGAAAUGAGAAAAAGAUGAGGGAGGUGAUGAGGAGGGAUGAAAAUGGGGUGCUCUGGAUGCACACCGGAGACGAAGUCAUGCUGGAUGACCAGGGAUACGGACAUAUCACCGGUCGUAUCAAGGACAUUAUUAUCCGAGGGGGGGAGAAUAUUUUCCCCCGUGAGAUUGAGGAUCAGCUGAUGUCGCACCCCUCGAUCAGUGAAGCCAGUGUUAUAGCCAUUAAGGACGAGCGAUACGGAGAGGUUGUUGGAUGCGUCUUGAAAGCUGCUGUGGGGUGCCAGAGAAUCUCGGAUCCCGAAGUCACACAAUGGGUCAGUGACCGGCUCGGUCGUCACAAGACCCCCCAUCAUGUGUUCUGGUUGGGAGAGCGUGGAAUGGGAGACGACUUUCCCAAGACUGGCAGUGGAAAGCACCAGAAGCACCUCCUGCGGGAGAUUGUGAAUCGGCUGGUAAAAGAGCGGCAUAUUGGAGCCAGACUGUAG